Messenger RNA from Labeo rohita (rohu), 3436 nucleotides. It is a transcript of the gene slc25a14, whose product is annotated as solute carrier family 25 member 14. Gene Ontology annotation, biological process: mitochondrial transport. Gene Ontology annotation, cellular component: mitochondrial membrane. Bases 196 to 1056 code for a protein of 286 amino acids. The transcript is spliced from 9 exons. Lineage: Eukaryota; Metazoa; Chordata; Actinopteri; Cypriniformes; Cyprinidae. The record is from RefSeq and is a predicted model, not a curated record.
AACGGUGAGUUGAGUUCCUGCUAGAGACACAUGAUGGGAAACUGAAAGCCUUACGUGCGCUCCUGGAGUUUGACUGCGAAAAGUACAGUAAUCCUACAUGUGGUCGAGACGAUGGAGUCCAAAAUAAAAUAACAGAGGUGACUGAAGCAUCAAGCCACAGUAGGACUCCAUCAAGCCGAAGGGGCCGCAACAGAAAUGGCAAACCUGAACUGGAAGCCGUUUGUCUAUGGGGGAAUGGCCUCAAUUGUCGCAGAAUUCGGUACAUUUCCCAUUGAUCUCACAAAAACACGACUCCAGGUUCAAGGGCAGACACACUGUAUGGAGGUCCGAUAUCGGGGCAUGUUCCACGCUUUGUUCAGGAUUGGCCGCGAAGAAGGCAUCCGGGCAUUGUACUCUGGAAUUUCACCUGCACUCCUCCGACAAGCCUCCUACGGGACAAUCAAGAUCGGUACAUACAACACACUGAAGAAGCUGUUUGUUAGUCGUCCAGAAGAUGAGACUAUGGUGAUUAAUGUGUUUUGUGGUGUGGUGUCUGGAGUUCUGUCAUCCUCUUUGGCAAAUCCAACUGAUGUGCUUAAGAUUCGCAUGCAGGCUCAAGGGAGCCUGUUACAGGGAAGCAUGAUGUCUAAUUUCAUCAACAUUUACCAGACAGAAGGCACACGAGGCCUGUGGAGGGGUGUAAUUCCUACUGCACAGAGGGCGGCCAUUGUGGUGGGUGUAGAGCUGCCAGUCUAUGACAUCACUAAAAAGCAUUUGAUUCGUUCAGGGCUCAUGGGAGACACUGUGUUAACUCAUUUCAUUUCCAGUUUCACGUGUGGUCUGGCAGGUGCUUUGACCUCCAACCCAGUGGAUGUGGUGAGGACACGUAUGAUGAAUCAACGUGUGCUCGCAGGUAACCCUCUUUACAAGGGCACCCUGGACGGACUCAUGCAGACAUGGAAAAACGAAGGCUUUUUUGCUCUCUAUAAAGGCUUCUGGCCCAACUGGCUGCGUCUGGGGCCCUGGAACAUAAUUUUCUUCAUCACCUUUGAGCAGCUGAAGAAGCUUCCAUUGUAGCUGAGUUUGUGACUUCACUGAGCUGUGUGUGUGUGUGUGUGUGUGUGUAUGGGGCUUCUGUCCUUCAGCAUUUACCAUCCUUUCUCCAUCACCCACCUUUAAGUAUUUUUAUUUAGGAACCUUUUUGUUUUCAUUAGCAUAUACUUGAUCUAUUUUGCACCUCAAUGCUUUAUUUUUUUCGCUCCUGGCAGCUAUCUCGUCCGUCAGCACCAUGUCCACAGGCCCAGUGGUGUUUUCAUAAUAUACACUUGGUCGGCUAGAAGCCGCACUGGUGAAUAUUUGAGGUAAAGGGCUAUAGCGAAAACUGGAAACCACCAGGCAUAGUUUCUCCACACUGGCUUGAGAGUUUAGCAUCAUCAAAGUCACUAAAAACACAUCUGUCAUGUGGGGAAUGUAAAGCAAUAGUUUAGUGUAGAACUAAAUGCAGUUGGUGAAUAUAAACAGGAAUAUUUGAGGUCCACACACUUCAAAUUAGACAUUAUCCUUGUAAUUUAAACUGUUCGCAUGUAAACACAGCUUCUGUGAUAAGAAUGUAUUUUGCUUCUGUAACUGCAGAUAUGAUAGAAAUUGCCCAUGUUGUAAACUUUUAUGCAGCCCAAAUCAAUACCAAAGGAACUACUAAGGGGUAAUACGGCCUCAUGUCCUGAACCUUUGAGCUCAAUGGGCCUUAUUCAUAAAACACGAGCCAAAUUCAGUGUAGUCUAAAUCAUUCACAAGUCUGUUCUUGCGCAAGUUGUCGCAUUUAAUUCAAGGUAGCACAGACAUUUUGUAAUGCUUGUUUCAUAAGGCCCAAAAAGUGCGCAAAAAGCUUGUUUUAUCCCAUAUCAUUUCAAGGACCUCUGAAAAACUUCAUGAAAAUGGGUGAGAAGUUUAUGCUUGAACAUGCACAGAAUUAUAAGCACUUGUGAUAAGUUUUUAUUUUCCUUCUUUUUUUUGCUGUGAUGUCUUCAUUGUACAUUUGCAUGUGUGUAUGUAGUGUUUGUGUGUGUGUGUGUGUGCGCUUGUGUUCUGAGAAGCACAUGUAAAAUGUCAAAUAUUUUGGCAGCCGUCAAAGUGUGUAAAUACUGCUACUGUACGAUAGAAUAAAAGUUAGCAUAUAUAGUUUUUUUGUUUGUAUGUUUGUUAAUUUUAAACCAGAUUUUGUGGAAAAGGGUGUCAGUAGCAUUUUGAGUGCUUGCCUCUUUGCCAAAGUGUACAUGUAUUAAACCAGAACUGCACUGUUGAUGCUGGUUUUUAAAAGUGACACAUUAUUAUUGUUAUUAUUGGGAAAGUACUGUUACAUAUUUAUCAUUGUAUGUCAUCAUAUUUCAAGCCUUACCACUUCCUGCUUUUAUAUUUAUGCCUUUGCCUGAUUGUUUUAUGCCUCUCGGUGUGCUCGCCAAACAUGAAGUGUUCAACUUCUGCUAUAAUUUGCUGUCUAUAUUGUUCAUAACCUUUAACAUGCAAAUCAAACUGUACUGUAAACUUCUAAGCAAACAUUCUUGCUUAAGUUGUAUGGACAAGCUGUUCCUCAUAUGACUUUAAGGGACAUGGUUGGGGUAUUCAGGGGUUUUCAUGUUUGUUAUACUUGCUUUUUUUCCUGAACUUCGGCUUUUGGUAGAUUGGUGACUACAGCAUGGUGCAUGAUAUAUUCCUCUAUAAAUAACUUUUGAAAAUGCUUAUUUCAUUGUGUAGCAAAGACCAAGAAACACAUUUAUACAUGUGCCAGUGUUUUUACUUUGGUUUACUGUUAGUCACUCAUAGAUCAUAAGGUUGAGAACCUCUCUGCUGUUGUGUUCCCUCAGGGAUUUUUUUUUUUUUUUUUUUUUUUUUUUUUUUUUUUUUUUUUCUCAAAUUUUCAAAAUUAUUUUUUUAUUUAUACUGUUUUAUUAUAUGAAAGUUUCUUUUGUGUAAAGGUACUUUUAAAUUGGUGAUGUGUUCAUUUGGAUAUAUAAUGGAAAUCAGGAUGAAUUUUCUGAAAACACUUUUAAACUGAGGGAAAUUAUAGAAAUUAUUACACAAAUUCAUUUGAUAGAUGGUAGAUCAUGAAAACGUGCAGAAUGAAAAAGGUUUAUACACACUAAUUUGGAAAUUGGUUAUUGAACAGUAAAUGUUAUAUCAUGUAGUGACUUUAAUCCACAGUACAGCUUUUUUACUUCAUUUCCCAACAUGCAGCAAACCCGUAAAUGUAUACUAUAAUUGCUUGCAAUUGCCAAUUUCUUUGUGAUCCACUAUGUUGGUUAAGUUUCUUUGGUGAACACAGACAUUAUUUAUUACGAUCUGUUGCUUGACUAGACAAUUGUAUCAAGAAUGCCUUUUUUUUGUGGAUGGUUUGAUUUAUUUUGCUUUGUAUAAUGUAACUGUGCACCCUGACAAUAAAUACAAUGUUCACUGAAAUUUG